Ornithodoros turicata is the source of this 445-nucleotide messenger RNA. RefSeq lists its product as uncharacterized. The transcript has 5 exons. NCBI's taxonomy places the organism in Eukaryota, Metazoa, Arthropoda, Arachnida, Ixodida, Argasidae. The record is from RefSeq and is a predicted model, not a curated record. The coding region runs from base 19 to 435 and encodes 138 amino acids.
CCUCGGCUGUCCGGUUUGAUGCCAACUUUUCUCAGCUUGAUCCGUUCCUCCUGUACAGCCGCCGUCGAGAAUGCAAGGAUUGCGAAGCUUGGAGCUGAACUUCUCGCUUCGUGCAAGCAUGCCAUCAUCGAUUUGAACGUGAAACCCAGUAUAACUGAGUACACGGAUAGAAUCUGCUGGGGUAUACACGUGGCAUACGCCCUUGCCGAAGACGACGCCCAACUGCCCACAGCUGCAUUUCAGGAGAAGACGUACAAGUACGCCAUGGCGAUUCUCGACACGUGGGAUUCCCUCCACCCCGGCUUCCUCGAUUCCUACGGGGUGAAUAAGACCAAGUUUCAGACGCAUUUGAGAAAAUGUGCUCUCCACCUGAUACCACGAAGAAAGAACCACGCGAUCGGAGUCGUUCACAUCGCAAAGAAAUUUAUUGGAUGAAAGAAUAAAC